AUGCGGGCCUUUCAAUUCAUACCGGCCGCGGUGUCGACGCUUACUCUUCUACUGGCUCAGUCGCACCUUGUGGGUGCUACUCCUUUCUCACUGGAAGGUGGUGGCGACCUCGAGAAACGCUGCUCGACUUACUGUGGCUACUAUAGCCAGCUCUGCUGCGCGGACGGCGAGAGCUGCAUCACCGACAGCAACGGCGAAGCAGUCUGUCAAUCCGGUGGCAGCGGCAGCGGUAGCAACAGCGCAUCCUGGGAGUACUAUACCACCACCUACGUCGUGACCGAGACCGAUUUGGCGACCAUCACCUCGACAUGGAGUAGUCAGAUCACCGCUACACCCACGGGGUCAUCCGGGAGCUGCAAAGAGGAAUUCGGCGAGACCAAAUGCGGUGACGUCUGCUGCGGUGCUGCGUAUCAAUGUUCCGAUAACAAGUGUAUCGCUGAAAGCUCCUCGGUUCUGGCUACUGCGACGCCUCCGUUGCGAGGGACAAGCGAUUCCACCGUCACCCAGACUUCAGCUCCGACAACCACCCAGGGCUUCGUGGCACCCGUGAAUACAGACGGAUCGACGGCGAUCGGGGUCAAGGCCUCGGACAACGACGGAGGGCUGAGUGGUGGCGCAAUCGCGGGUAUUGUCAUCGGUGUGAUUGCUGGUGUCGCUCUCUUGCUGCUGCUCUGCGCUUUCCUGUGCUGCCGGGGUCCUUUGCUCGCAUGCUGUGGUGGCCGGAGGAGAAAGGAAACGACCUAUGUAGACGACCGCUACUCGCAUCAUCAUCAUGGCGCUGCAGCUCCUGCUCCAGCUCCGGGACGCACCUGGUUUGGAUCGAGGCCGGCAAAACCGGACACGGGUGAAAAGAAGUCCAAAUGGAGUAGCCUGGCGACCAUUGGACUCGUUCUUGGUGCGAUUGCGCUGUGUUUGGGAUUGAAGAGACGCAGAAACAACGACGACGAGAAGAGCGAUUACACCUACCCCAGUUCGUAUUACUAUUCCGACUAUUACACUAAUAGCUCUGUGAGCUCAGAUCGGAGAACACGAGACACAAGACGAACAGCAGAUACGAGACGAACGAGAGAUACAAGACGAUCUGGACGAACCCGAUCAUCACGGACGAAUUCACGACGAUGA
Messenger RNA from Aspergillus wentii DTO 134E9, 1122 nucleotides. RefSeq lists its product as uncharacterized. Lineage: Eukaryota; Fungi; Ascomycota; Eurotiomycetes; Eurotiales; Aspergillaceae. The transcript is spliced from 2 exons. The coding region runs from base 1 to 1122 and encodes 373 amino acids. The record is from RefSeq and is a predicted model, not a curated record.